AUGCCUAUUCCUGCUAAAAAGCGCAAGUUAAAUGAGCCUGGACCGGCGAACCAACGGACUCGGGGAAUCGAAUCAUUCUUCCGGAGCCAAAAAUCUGCUUCGGCAGCAAUCACUCCUGCUCAACUAGAACCUGGGACCCCCUUAGCGGACGAGGAACUCGCGCGCAAAUUGCAGGCGAAAUGGGACGAAGAAGCUAAAUCCGGUAAUCAGUGCUCUAGUAACCUCCAGGACUACCAGAAUCCGUCGACACUGGAAGCCAAACCCGAAGGGCUUACACAGGAAUUUGGCACUCGACUACAGACUCAUGGUACCCCUGCGUGCGGUGAUGUUUCUGGGAAUGGGAAACCGAAUAGAGUCUUAUCAUUACAAAUCUCUUCUAGCGCUGAGGAUACUAUUUCCCAGUCGAUACCGUUUGACCAAAGUCCUCUCACUUUUGAACCUUCAUCUUAUGCAGAGAAUUUGCGGGCCCACUGGGCGCUCGAAGGGGGCCACGCAUCUUAUGCCAUUCUUACGAGAGCAUUUGUUCUCGUCAACAACACUCAAAGCCGGAUUAAGAUUGUCGAUACACUAGUCAAUCUCCUGAGGUUACUCAUAGAAGCUGACCCGGGCAGUCUCGUUUUUGCAGUGUGGCUUGCAACCAAUGCGAUUGCCCCCCCAUAUGUUCCAGUGGAGUUAGGGUUGGGCGGGUCUGCUAUAUCAAAAGCAUUGAAAACUGCAUAUGGAUUAAACAACCAAGGAUUGAAAGCUUUGUGGGACAAGUUUGGUGAUGCGGGGGAUGUUGCCUUCGAGGCGAAGAAAAGGCAGACGUUUACGUUAAGGAAGCCAAAACCGCUAUCAAUUAGAGGAGUCUACGAAUCUCUCUUGAAAAUUUCUAGAAGCAAGGGGCCGGGAAGCCAGGAAAUCAAACAACGAAUCGUUGAGAAACUCCUCCAAGAUGCGCGAGGCGCGGAGGAAAGCAGAUACAUUGUGCGAACACUUGUACAGCAUCUCCGCAUUGGCGCGGUGAAAACAACCAUGCUCAUUGCUCUGGCUAGAGCUUUUCUUUACUCUAGACCUUCUACGAAAGAUUUCUUUGUAUACAACCGAAUCGAGCUCUCAAAACUCAAAAAGGAAGAAAUGGCGAGCAUCUACAGCAGGGCGGAGGAAAUCGUGAAAGCUUCUUAUGCUCGACAUCCCAGCUACGACGAUUUAGUAUCAUGUCUUUUGGAAAUCGGUAUUUCAGAUGAGCUUCUUGUGAGAUGUGGGCUAACUCUCCAUGUGCCAUUACACCCAAUGCUGGGAAGCAUAACAAGGGAUCUACCGCAAAUGCUUACCAAACUCCAAGGGAGAGCUUUUACCUGUGAAUAUAAGUAUGACGGACAACGGGCCCAAGUACACUAUGAUUCUUCAGGCAAAGUCUCCAUCUUUUCACGACAUCUGGAACUCAUGACGGACAAAUAUCCUGAUUUGGUUGCCCUAAUCCCUCGGAUUCGGGGCGAGGGUGUAUCCAGCUUUAUUUUAGAGGGGGAAAUUGUUGCGGUGAACCAGGAAACUGGGGAGCUAUUGGCAUUUCAGACUCUUACCAACCGUGCUAAAAAGAAUGUUGGUAUCGAGAGCAUCAAGAUUAGUAUAUGCUUGUUCGCAUUUGAUCUCAUGCUUUUGAAUGGUGAACCGUUGCUAGAGAGGCCACUCCGGGAGAGACGGGAGCUCCUUCGAGGUCUGUUCAUCGAGGUUCCACACCAUUUCACUUGGGUCAAAAAUCUCGAUGCGACAUCGUCUGAUUCGGAAGCGGUGUUGAGUUUUUUCAAGGAAGCUACUGAUGCGAAAUGCGAGGGGCUGAUGGUUAAGUUGCUCGGUGGUUCUGUUCAACCUGAAUUAUCUAAAGAGGAAUCUGUUGCAGAGCCGAACCUCAACAGUGAUUUAAUAUUAACAACAGGCCAUGUUGAACCAAACGGUAACAACAAAACUAGAGCUCGGCGAUCCCUGCUCUCUACUUAUGAGCCAGAUAAGCGGCUUGAAUCGUGGCUUAAAGUGAAGAAAGAUUACAGUGCUGCAUCUGAUACUUUGGACUUAAUCCCGAUUGCAGCUUGGCACGGACAAGGCCGGAAGGCCAAAUGGUGGUCUCCUAUCCUUCUUGCCGUUCGAAAUCUUGAAACUGGCAUGCUUGAAGCUGUCACCAAGUGCAUAUCCGGUUUCACAGACAAGUUCUAUCAAGCAAAUAAGGAAAAGUAUGCAGAAGGGAGUGAUAAUAUUAUAUCAAGACCGAGCUAUGUGGACUACAGAAGCCAACCGGAGGUUUGGUUCGAGCCGCAGGAAGUCUGGGAAGUAGCAUUUGCAGACAUUACUCUGAGCCCCACGUACACAGCGGCAAUUGGGCUCGUUAGCGAUGAGCGAGGACUUAGCCUUCGAUUCCCAAGAUUUGUCAGAGUUCGUGAGGAUAAAGGGCUUGAAGAAGCAAGUAGUUCCGAUUAUCUGGCGAAUUUAUGGCGGAAGCAGACCGAACGACUUCGGGAAGAAGGGGCAAUAGCUAACCCUAUCGCGGAAACUGACCAUUUUGGAUCUGAGGAUGAUUGA
Messenger RNA from Paracoccidioides brasiliensis Pb18, 2553 nucleotides. RefSeq lists its product as uncharacterized. Gene Ontology annotation, cellular component: DNA ligase III-XRCC1 complex. Gene Ontology annotation, biological process: lagging strand elongation; DNA recombination; mitochondrial DNA repair. Gene Ontology annotation, molecular function: DNA binding; ATP binding; DNA ligase (ATP) activity. The record is from RefSeq and is a predicted model, not a curated record. Bases 1 to 2553 code for a protein of 850 amino acids. The transcript has a single exon.